AUGGCCGCCGCCGAUGUUCGCGACAUGCUGGAUCUGCCCGCGGAGGGCCAGCAACCCCGACCGCAUAAGAAGCAGAAGGUCGUUGAGAAGAGACCAGAGGGUAUUACUCGCGAGCUUUACGCCCUGCUUGGCGAAAGAGCGCCUCCGAUCGCCAUCAAUGAGAACCGAUACAAGGGCCGCCCGAAAUGGAUGAGCAAAUUGCGAGUCCGCCCAUGGAGCAUGGCCCCGUUUACCAACGAUGCGCGAUCCGACGGCCUCGUACUUCGACACUGGCAAAGACAACAUGAAACGGCUAAACCCGCAGCAAUCGAGGGCUCGGAGAUGGACACCGACGGACCAAAGCAGGAAGAAGAUGCAGAUAAACCCGCUGAGAAAGAAUAUUCAUUCGCCAAAUACAACAUCAAGCCGCGAGUUCCGAACCGAUACACCGAUGAGGAGUACAACCGCCAUCUGAGGAGCGAUGACUGGACGCGGGAGGAGACAGAUUACCUGCUGGACAUGGCUGAAGAGUACGAUCUCCGAUGGGUAGUGAUUGCCGAUCGCUACGACUACCAGCCGCACCCGGUCGAUGCGGCAGAGAAUGCCACCGCGCUCGUACCGGCGAGGAGCGCUCGCACGAUGGAAACAAUGAAGGCGCGGUAUUACUUUGUUGCUGCCUCAAUGCUCGCCCUCGAGCACCCGCCAUCCGAGAUGUCUGUGGCAGAGUUCGAGUUGCACGAGAAGAUGUUGAGGUUCGACCCCGAACGCGAGCGAACCCGCAAGGAUCUUGCCUCGCUGCAACUCAACCGCACCGCAGACGAGGUGCGCGAGGAAACCAUUCUAUUGGAGGAACUGAAGCGCAUCACGGCCAACGAGCAGGAUUUCAUCGCCGAACGCAGGGAGCUGUACUCCCGCCUCGAAGCUCCCAUCAGUGUGGGCAACACCACCAUGUACCAGUCCAGCCAAGGACUAUCCCAGCUACUCCAGAAUCUCCUCCAGGCCGACAAGACCAAGAAGAGACGCUCCAUCCUCGGCCCCGAGGGUGCAGCACCCAGCCCGGCCGGACAGACCCCCGCUCCAAGCGCAGGCGGCCCUGCUGCCCGAGAAAGCCGCGCCGAAACCCCCAGCUCCGCGGCUCCUGCUCCCACGAACAAGAAAGCUGCCGCUGCCGCUGCCGCCGCGGCGGCCGCAGCCACCAAGGACACCCAGCAGGCUGUCAAAACGCUCACACCCGCCGAAGAGGCCCGAUACGGUGUCCAGCAUCAUGACCGUCUGGCUCCGAGCGUCCAGUUCCGCAGUGACCGAGCCCAGAAGCUGACGCAGGCCAAAUCCAACGUGCAAACCCAGAAGCUGGCUGCCGCUCUCGCCGAAAUGGAGAUCCCGCUCCGACUGGUCAUGCCCACGGAGCGAGUGUGCAAGGAGUUCGAGAAGCUGAUCCACUCGGUGAACCUGCUGCUCGAUGCGCGCAAGGUGGCCGAGAAGGUGGAGAGUGAGAUCCGCGUCCUCGAGGCCGCCAAGGAGGAAAGGGAGCGGAAAGCCAGAGAGGCGAGAGAGAAGGAGAACCCGCAAGUGAAGGCCGAACAGGAGGAUGACUCGGUGCCCACGGCGAGCGCUGCCCCGGAGUCUGCUCCUGCGGCGCCGAUUGCUGACGGGGGCGCCGAACCAACCGGUGAAGGAGAAGGCAAAGGUACCGAACCCGGGGCUGAUGCGAGAGCUGCGGAUCCCACGCCUGUGAAGGACCGAGAAAAUACCUCCAAUAAGCGCUCCGCCAGCGUCUUGAGCAAUUCAAGUGAUAAGAGUGCCAAGCGGCAAAGGAAAUAA
Molecule: messenger RNA, 1800 nt
Organism: Aspergillus steynii IBT 23096
Lineage: Eukaryota; Fungi; Ascomycota; Eurotiomycetes; Eurotiales; Aspergillaceae
Product: SANT/Myb-like DNA-binding domain-containing protein
Exons: 3
Coding region: 1-1800 (599 amino acids)
Biological process (GO): negative regulation of transcription by RNA polymerase II; chromatin remodeling; DNA repair
Cellular component (GO): Swr1 complex; NuA4 histone acetyltransferase complex
Molecular function (GO): transcription corepressor activity
Source: RefSeq, a predicted model, not a curated record